Bursaphelenchus okinawaensis is the source of this 848-nucleotide messenger RNA. NCBI's taxonomy places the organism in Eukaryota, Metazoa, Nematoda, Chromadorea, Rhabditida, Aphelenchoididae. The record is from the annotation of a GenBank genome assembly.
AUGUCGGCCCAAAAAGAGUAAGAUUUUACUUGUUUUAUCUAUUGAUUUCUUUAAAUUUUCAUUGAAAUGUAUUAUAACGAUUCUUUAGUUUUAAUUUUUAAACAUUUUUUGCUAUUUCAGAAAGCCAGAAGAACAAAAAACCAGAAAGAAAACAGGCCUACGUGAUCAGGAAGAACCAGGACCCAGUAUUACAAAGUAUAAAGACGAUAAAAGUCGAGACAAAAAUGCGGAAUACAAUCCGAGGAAGACAGUGGAGUGGAAGCCUAUGAACAAGGGUGGAGUAAGCUAAUCUUUUUAAAAUUUCAAUCUUUUUCAGUAUCAUAAAUUAUAUGUUCGGUUUUAAAUUUUACCAACAAAUUUUUGGAAAACAAACCCAUACAAUUUCUAACAUACUAAGCUGCCUAAAGUUCAAAAAAAAAUAAAACACUCACCGUAGCACAAAAAGUUUUGUUGCAGAAGUUCAGUGUAACUGAUUUGAUCAAGCCUUAAGCUGAUGCUAACAUUAUUGAGGAUUAUCCAAAUUAAGGUGACAUAAAACUAAAAAUAUGUUUAUAUAUAACUCAAAUAAAAGUUUAACAAUUUUAACUACUUUAAUAAACAUAUUUUAGGAACAACCAACGUACGUGAUUUACAAAAAGAAAAGCCACAGAAAGUCGAGCUCGAAGAGCAACGAAGCUAAAGUAGUAGCGAACAAAAACCGAGGUACCAUCACAAUUGAUCAAACUAAUGUAAGAUUUAUUAACUUUGUGACUUCAAAUUUUGUAACGAAAACCUUUUAAAUUUUAUAAGAUAUUGAUUAUAAAGUAAUUAUUCUUCAUUUUCAGACAAGAGGAGACGAGUCCAAAUGA